Messenger RNA from Camellia sinensis, 1000 nucleotides. RefSeq lists its product as uncharacterized. The record is from RefSeq and is a predicted model, not a curated record. Gene Ontology annotation, molecular function: fatty acyl-CoA hydrolase activity. Lineage: Eukaryota; Viridiplantae; Streptophyta; Magnoliopsida; Ericales; Theaceae.
ACAGCUGUUUUUUUUGUUUUCGUUACUUCUUCCUUUGCGGGUGCCAUGAUGGCCCGUUCGGUAUCUGCAGGAACAUGCUGAGAAGCCCUAGAAUUGUCUUUACCAAAUUAAGCCAGAGAUCCUACUUACCAUUUUGAAGUAAUAAGGAGACAAAUGUUAGCAUUGCAUAGCAUGAGAGAUUGAGAAUGGAAGAUGAAGAUCAUCGUCCGCAGCAAGCUCAGAAAUGGCUUGAAGACAUGUCAAACGGUUUAUGUCACGAGAUCGAAGCCCUAACUCUCGAAGGCAUACAGAUCGAACAUGCCGAGAAAGGUCUCGUCCGCUGUAAAUUCAUCAUACCAAGACACCUCUCAGAUAGAGAUGGAAAUUGGCACGUCGGAGCGAUAGCAGUGUUGAUUGACGACGUCGGGGCUGCCGCCAUAUGCUCCGCGGUUGGACACAUCCAAGUUUCAGUCAAUUUAUCCAUUUCUUACCAUUCAACGGCUAAAAUUCAGGAAGAAGUAGAGAUAGAGGGAAAGGUUAUAGGGCAUAAGGAGAAGCUUUCAUUGGUUGUGGUUGCUAUCAAGAACAAAAACAGUGGAAAUAUUAUUGCUUUUGGUAAGCAAUGGAUGACUUCAGUUGGUAUUGUUGAAACUAGUACUACUCGUCAUCACUCUAGCAAGCUCUAGUAUGACACUCUUUGCUUCCUUCUCAAUACAUUUAAAAGAAGAAGAAGAAGAAGAAGAAGAAGAAGAAGAAGAAGAAGAAGAAAAUUGAAAGGAAAUGAGAAAUUAAUCUUUGAUUCAUUUUGCAAUUAUACUAGGUUUGAGCUAUAAUGACACUAUUUAAAUAAUUGCUUUGCUAUACAUGGAAAAAUAGUGAAUUGUAAUAAGCAAAAUCAUUAGGCCAUUGAACAAUUAAGGUUCUAUGUCUCAUACCAAAAAAAGAAGAUCAAUACAAAAGUAACUUUAUAAUGUAAGUCUCUACUUAGUAGUUAAGAAUGCCCAUCCUAGUUUUGUGUUAA